Messenger RNA from Sphaerodactylus townsendi, 2369 nucleotides. Its product is annotated as little elongation complex subunit 1-like. The transcript is spliced from 7 exons. The coding region runs from base 1 to 957 and encodes 318 amino acids. Lineage: Eukaryota; Metazoa; Chordata; Lepidosauria; Squamata; Sphaerodactylidae. The record is from RefSeq and is a predicted model, not a curated record.
AUGGACCAGAAGACAGCCUACAGGCCUCUGCUUUACCUACUGUGUCAAAGCUGGCAAGGCUUAGCUGAGCCAGCCUUGCAGACUAUUCGUAAUAAGCUGAAGCACCAGAAGAUGUCCUUGGACCCCUCCCACAUUCAGUCUCUGUGCCGGGUGUAUGUUGGGAUAUGUCGGCAGCUGGGAGACCUGGAAAAAGCGCGCCUGUUUUGCUACAGCCUGCUCAAGGAAGGCUUUCCUCAACCUGGCAAGUUAAUUUUGUUCAUGGGAAACAUGUGGAGCGACAUAUUCACUUCCAAAGAAGUGAUCAACAGAUCUAUCCAGCUAGUAGCCAGAAAGUGUUCAACGGGACAAGUGCUGGAAUACCUGGAAACUUUUCUGAACUGGGAAGAGAGUAGGCCAGUGGAUAUUGGUGUAAUGAUCUCCAGUUUGCUCUUGGCAAUCCAGCGGUGUCCACAAAUGGAAUUUCAGAUGAGUGAACAACGCGGAGAAGACCUGAAAGAGAGUAUGUGGGAAUACGUCUUUGCUAUUGAUCUGCUGUGCUCCUAUCAAAAGUGGGGCUGGACCCAUGAUCAUGUCAUAAGUAAGGAACUCUGGCCUAUCAUGGAUAAGUGGAUAAAGAACAGAAAACGCAGCGGAAGCGCUUCCUCCCCUUCCGAUGUGAUUGUAGCAACGGUGCUCAGGCUGAUUGGUCGUCUCGGUCAAAUCGGACUGAAAGAAGGAUUUUCUUCCACUGUAAAGAAUAUCAGUUCCGUUAUUGGAGAUUUCUUGCGACAUGCCAAAGAGCAAGAUGUGCCCUGGGGGGUCCAGUUGGCAGCGGUAUCUGCACUCUGUGAGUUGGGCCCCAGCAGCCCAUCUGAAAUAUUAGAAGCCAUUGGAGCCUGGGAAACAGUGACUAGAAAGCGCCUUCCCCCAGCGGUCAGCACUGACAUCGCCGAAGUCAGUCGCCUGCUAAAGCCAUAGGCCGGUCAUCAGUAUCACGUUCCGUUCGUCUCCCCCACAACGACCACAGACGACAACUUGUCAAACAGACUGUUUCUUGCAUCCGCAUAAAGUGCUACAGGAAUGAAGCCCCGCCCCUCUUCUUGAAGGACAGCUGAAAAUAGCGAUGUUCUGAGAACCAUUAAGCCUCCAGCGCAUCGCUCUGAAGUCAGAACCACAAUCGAGCAUUGCUGUGUCUUCUAGCAAGGGAAAAGAGAGGCAUUAUUGUUGUAUUAACCAGAAAACUCUGGGGGAAAUAAACAUUGCUCUGCUAUGCAAACAAGAACUGCUUUGGUCUUCCAGGAUAUAUACGGGUUGGAUCCAGCACAAAGGUUUUCCUGGUUCCAGCCCCACCCCCCACCCCCCGUAGCCAUUUCUGACCAAGGUCACCUUCACUGUAUGAAGUAAUAGCUGUUUGGGUUGGUGAGCUGCCAGAAGUCCCUCCCAUUCUUCUCUUCCAUUAAGAGAGGAAAAGGCAGGAAGGCCAACUUAACCCCGUUUCUUCUCCUCAUGGCAGCCUCCCAGCCGAUAGACGGAAGUGGCAACUGAGAGGAGAAGGGAAGUAGAGAAGGCCGCAAACACCAGCACCUUCCAGAGGGAGAGUGCUGGAUCCAGUCCUGUGAAUUUCAGCCUCCUGAGAUGACUUGGUCUCCCCGUAAGCAGGCCAAAUGCUCUCCAAAUGACACAUCAACAGCGCUGUUGAAACUUAACUUCAUAUUUUUAAAAAGAAAAAACACACAUCCAUCUAGCCUGAGUGUUCAUCAUCCGUGUAGAAAUAGGCCCCGGUUUCCUCGGAGAGACUGGCACAGGAGCUGCUGCUGCUGCUGCUGCUGCUUGAGAUGCAUCCCAUCCCAGGGUUGUCAGAGGCAAACAAUUUUUGUAGGGUUUUUUGUAUCAAAAAACCUGCUUGGUGAGAAGUCACAGUAGAGCAGAAAACGAGCCCCUCUCAAAUGGCUUCCAUCAUCCUUAAACUGUUGUCCGUCGAGAACCUAAAAUCAUAUUGUCUUAAAGUCUUAAGACCAUUGUCUUCAAAAAACCUUGAUCAAAUCAUGCCCCCCUUGGAUUUAGUCUGUUCGUCCCCUUGUUAAUAUAAGCAUGACUUUGUCACUUUGCAUGUACAGUAAAUGAGAGAUUCAGAGAUUCCUUCUCUGUGAGAAUGUGAAUUAAAAAUGGUGUAUUGCUAUAAUGUUUUUUCACAUUUCAUGUUGUUCCACUUGGGGAAUUUUAUUUGUAUAUAGAAACUGAUCUAAAAAUAGACACCUUGCAUUGUGUACUUUACUUGUAUUUAGACUUUUUUAUAUGUCUUGUAAAUAUUUUUCAACACAAAAUGGAUUUGUGCAUUAAAUUGGCAUAUUUUGUAAUCUAAUCCUUAUAAACUCCUUUUCAAAAUGUAA